Ziziphus jujuba (common jujube) is the source of this 2165-nucleotide messenger RNA. RefSeq names its product NAD(H) kinase 1. Bases 162 to 1781 code for a protein of 539 amino acids. The record is from RefSeq and is a predicted model, not a curated record. Gene Ontology annotation, molecular function: NAD+ kinase activity. The transcript has 12 exons. Lineage: Eukaryota; Viridiplantae; Streptophyta; Magnoliopsida; Rosales; Rhamnaceae. Gene Ontology annotation, biological process: NAD+ metabolic process; NADP+ biosynthetic process.
GAUCAGACCGUAACGUAUAUCUGCCUAUCUUUCCCUGUAAAAUAUAUUGAGUGCAUAAAAUUAAAAAAACAAGGCCUGAUUUCUUUCUUUGCUUGCACCUUUCUAAAGCUCUGAGUCUCACAAACCAAGGACAACAACAAGGAAGGGAUCCAAACCCAGCCAUGCCUCCCAGCAAGCUCAAUUCUUCUGGUGAAGCUAGCGUUUCAUGCUCACAAUCAGAGAAUGGUUUUCUUAGUUCACAUUCUCUACUAAACUCGGAGAAGGCAGUGCAGGAACUCCUUCAAGAAUCUCCAGUUCAGGGGUCUGAUGACCACCUUAUAGAGUUCUCAGAGGCUAUGAGAACUGUUGCAAAGGCAUUAAGACGUGCUGCCGAAGCAAAGGCUUGCGCUCAAGCUGAGGCUGCUGAAUGGAAGCGUAAAUAUGAGCUGGAGAGGAUGCGGAAUUUGCAGUUGGAACAUAAAGGUCUUGCCUGUGGGGAGACUGGCAAGGAUUCAAGUAGGAGAAUAUCUGAAGAGAAAUCACUUAAAGAGCAUCAUAGUGAUGAUGAGAGGAUGGAGACCUUGGCUAGCCAAUCUAGUAUGCAACCUGAAUACUGUUGUGGGAGGAAUGGAAUAUGUUCUCAUGAGGUUCUUCGGGAUGGGGAAGCUGAUUCUGAACCCAAUUUUCUUCCUAAUAAUAAAUUUAUGAGAAAGGCAUCGUUUAAACUUUCAUGGUGGUGCAAAGGUGAACACAGUGACCAACACAAGCAUGACAUUGUUUCUUUUGAAAGAGGAAAUAUAACGACUGCUGAGCGUAGCAGUAGACAGAUUUCUUUGAGGUGGGAAUCUGACCCACAGACUGUGCUUAUAUUGACCAAACCAAAUUCAACUUCUGUUCAAAUUCUGUGUAUAGAAAUGGUCAGAUGGCUGAGAGCGCAGAAAAAGUUAGACAUUUAUGUGGAACCACGUGUGAGAGCUGAACUUCUUUCUGAGUCAUCUGAUUUCAACUUUGUUCACACCUGGAAAGAUGCUAAUGAAAUUAUGCUCCUGCAUACAAAAGUUGAUCUCGUGGUAACUCUGGGUGGGGAUGGAACUGUCCUCUGGGCGGCAUCCAUGUUCAAAGGACCAGUUCCUCCUGUCGUUCCAUUUUCUUUAGGGUCCCUUGGCUUUAUGACCCCUUUUUACAGUGAACAUUACAGAGAGUGCCUCAACUCCAUUUUAAAGGGUCCAAUUAGUAUCACAUUGCGCCACCGUUUGCAGUGCCAUGUUAUCAGAGAUGAUGCUAAAACUGAGUACGAAACUGAAGAACCAAUACUUGUGUUGAAUGAGGUUACAAUCGACCGUGGGAUAUCAUCGUACCUUGUAAAUUUGGAAUGCUAUUGUGACAACUCAUUUGUCACAAGUGUCCAAGGCGAUGGGUUAAUUCUAUCAACAACAUCUGGGAGUACUGCAUAUUCACUGGCAGCUGGUGGAUCAAUGGUUCAUCCCCAGGUUCCUGGCAUCCUAUUUACUCCAAUAUGCCCACAUUCCUUGUCCUUCCGUCCUCUCAUAUUACCGGAGCAUGUAACCAUACGUGUGCAAGUGCCCUUCAAUAGCAGAAGCCAGGCAUGGGCAUCAUUUGAUGGCAAGGACAGGAAACAGUUAAAACCUGGGGAUGCACUUGUUUGUAGCAUGGCUCCUUGGCCUGUUCCUACAGCAUGUCUUGUUGAUUCCACCAAUGACUUCUUGCGGAGCAUACAUGAUGGUCUCCACUGGAAUCUGAGAAAGACUCAGUCUUUUGAUGGCCCUCGGGAUUUAUCAUAACAAAUAUCAUUUUCCCUUGUACCCAUUGUUAGCUUUGAAAGAUGAAAACAAAAUCCCAUUGGAAUCUGACCUAUUAGUUUUUUCAAGAAAAAAAGGGAAACCAAUUCUUAAAGGCAUGUAACCCUAUUUUUUUUUUCCCCCUUAAUUUUCUUGUUAGUUUUUGAUACUCCCCCCAAUCCAAAGAAUAGCAUGUAUUUGUAACAUACUUGUAGAAAGUUCCAAACCGUAUUGAAGUACUGUAUGCCAAUGGUUAAUGUUGACCAAUUUCUUCUGAAAAAUUUGUAUAAGUAAACUAUAUCAUUAAGCAAACUGGUUGUCCAAAUUGUUAAUGUAGAAACCCUGUAUUAUGGAUAGGAACUGUGAAUUAUGGUUAUGUUUCAUCUA